GGUCGGCGAGUGCGCAUGUGCGAGAGUGAAGGGUGUCGUUGGUUGUGAAUCGGCGGCAAUCUCCGCCACCUUGUCAAAGCAUGUUCAAUGUACGAACAAAGAAAUAUCGCACAUUAGAAUGCUUCUACCAUUUCAUUGCUUUUACCUUCAACGAAAACUUUCAUAACGAAAAUCAGAUAAUUAUUCAAGAUUGACUAGAAUAAAUUACAACUGCAAGUGAAUUUUAAUGAUCUCUGCCUGUAAAUGGGCCCCUCGAAAAAAAAAAAAAAAUAAUCGAGCUCCUCCGACAACAAACCUUGCUCUUGGGUUGUGAGUGUUCACCUCAGACAAUUUGAAAGGUUCUAUUCCCGCCAAUAUUUCUGAUGCCAGGUGACUAAACUAAUACUAUCAUUUUGCAGUUCUAUUGUGUUUGAAUAUAUUUUUCAAUUAUAAUCUCGUUUAUAUCUGCCUGUCUUCAUACCUUACCAAACUGAUCGUCCAUGAAAACGAACAACGGCUUUAUAUAUAUUAUAUGAGUGGAAGCCUGUACACAUUCCCCAUAGACAAGGAAGCAGCUAAUCUCUUAAUUCUUUAUUACAUCCUGCUCUAAAAUGCAAAAUUCCGUUUAUAGUGGACAAUUUCUUCGAUAUCUUAAACGAUGUGUUGUUAAUUCGGAAAUAUUUAGCAUAUCUUAUUCGACUAGUUGAGGCAAAAUUUCUAAAAUCUAGAUAUCUUGAUGAGUCUAUUAAUCCAUAUCUGGAAGAGAUAUAUAUCUUUUUUCACUCAUUUUGCAUUGAUAGACUUGUGGAUUAUAGAAGAUUACUAAUUAAUCAGAGGUGGACAGACAGCGGUACGAGUCGGUUGAUAGUCGGCAAUUUGGCUCUUUCUCCCACCACUCUGACUUGGAGAUUUAUACCACAGCUGCUCUCCCUACCUUCGUGUUUCGCCAUCAAAUUACUGUGGUAGUGCGGAGGGAAAUAUCUCUCACCAACAAUGGUGGAAUUCUGAUGUGGAAAUAAUUUAAAACUACAGGAAGAAAGAAUUUAAAAACAAUCAGCUUUGCAGAUCAAAGAUAAAAUAGACGGUGAGCGAGAGAGAGAGAUAGGCUGGACGACAACAAAACAUGGUUAGAACUCGACAUAGUGGAGAGGCUUUGUACGGAUUUGAUGAUUUAUCCAAAAUUAAGAAGAAAAGCCCUAAUAAACAUGAUGAGUCAAAUGUUUCCAGUAAAAAAAGAACCCAAGGUUCUAAUGAUGAUUCCUCAACAACUAACCAGAGGAAUAACUUGAAAACGUCUUCAACUCUGAGGAGGGGAAAAGUCGUUUCUGGUGAUAGCAGUGAUGAAUUUGAAGAAGAGGUGGAGUUUGCUGACAAAAAUUGCAAUAAACUACAUAUGAAGGUAAAAAGAGAUGAAAGAAAAAAGUCUGAGAAAACAAACAAUAAACCACUUCUGCCAACACGAAGAUCCACUCGUAAACGAUCUUUGUUGUUUUUAUCUUCUGAUGUCACUGAGACAAACAACAUUACUCUGGAAGAUGAUCAUAGUAAUAAUGAAUCACACAAGCGUAAGAGAACCAAUGUUGAUGAGAUUGAUGACUCUUUGGAGUUUACAGAUAUGUACAGUCGUGUCAAAAGAAAUCGUGCACAGCGUAAGUUCACAACAGUUUUAAAUGGAAUGCACAGCACCAGACAAAAUAUUGAUGAUUUUGAUGAGUGUCAAGACAACCAGGGUGAUGUUGAUGAAGAAGUUGAUGAGGAUGAUGAUGAUGCAGAUGAUGAUAGUGAGACACAAGAACCACCUCGACGUUCAUAUUAUUUAAGGGAGCACAAACCACGUACAAAAUUAUUUGAAGCCCCACCUAUAGACUCUCUUAAAAAACGAAAUAAAAAUCUUCCCUAUUGUGACACUCCUGCUAGUUCCUCUCAUGGAAAGCACACCUCUUACAGAUCUCCUGCACAUAGAAAUGGAAACAUGCGAAGACGAACAGCGUUUCAUGGAAGCUCUUCUACCUCAUCUAGCAGUGAUUCAAGUGAUGAUGAGCGGAGGUUUGAGAGAAGGAAGGCCAAGAGUAUGACCCGGGCACGGAAUAGGUGUUUGCCAAUGAAUUAUGGCCAUGAAGAUCUUGCUAGUUCACUUGUGAGGGAUCGCUUGAGAAUUGGAUCCAGUUUGGCAGAUGUUGACCCAAUGACGGUUGACAAAAUGGUUAACUUCAAAAGUAUUGGUGGUUUAGAGAAGCACAUCAGUGCCUUGAAAGAAAUGAUUGUCUUCCCACUUCUGUAUCCAGAAGUCUUCGAGCAGUUCAAAAUUACUCCACCUCGAGGAGUUCUCUUUUAUGGUCCACCAGGUACUGGAAAGACUUUGGUAGCUAGAGCUUUAGCUAAUGAAUGCAGCACAGAAAAUCGAAGAGUGGCUUUCUACAUGCGUAAAGGGGCUGACUGUCUCAGUAAAUGGGUUGGGGAGUCUGAACGUCAGCUAAGAUUAUUAUUUGAUCAGGCUUAUCAGACUCGGCCAUCUAUUAUAUUUUUUGAUGAGAUUGAUGGGCUUGCCCCAGUUCGUUCAAGUCGCCAAGACCAAAUUCACAGUUCUAUCGUUUCUACUCUGCUUGCUUUAAUGGAUGGUUUAGAUAGCCGGGAUGAGAUAGUUGUCAUUGGUGCUACUAACCGGAUUGAUGCUAUUGAUCCAGCAUUGAGACGACCAGGCAGAUUUGACAGAGAAUUCCAUUUCCCACUGCCAUCUUUACAAGCUCGGUCCCAGAUUUUCUCUAUCAUCACUAAAGAUUGGAACCCUAAGCUAUCAGAUGCAUUUCUUGAGGAAAUUGCUCGAAAGUGUGUUGGCUAUUGUGGUGCUGAUAUCAAAGCAUUAUGUACAGAAGCUGCUUUGAUGGCUUUAAGAAGAAGGUAUCCUCAGAUUUACAAUUCCUCAGAAAAACUCCAGUUAGAUGUUUCAUCAAUACACAUCUCUGGAAUUGAUUUUUAUCGAGGAAUGAAAGUAAUUGUUCCCACUGCACAGCGUUCUAAUUCAACUCCAAGACAUCCAUUAUCCAAACUUGUGAGACCACUUCUUGAAAACAUCUACACCAAGGCACUUUCAAUAUUGGAGAUAAUUUUUCCCAAUGAUUUAUCUCAGAGUCAUAGUCUUACAUUGAAAGGUUCCUGUGAGAAAUCAGCUAAAGUAGAUGAAGCUACCGAUUACUGGUUUGAAGAUGAAGAAGGUCCAUGUAUAUAUGAAGCCCCUCGUCAACGUGGUAGAAAGCCUCGAAAUUUUGUUCCUGAAAAAAUUACAGAAUCUUACUUGGAUUUUCAAAGUUGUGCCUCCAAGCAGCCAUUGACAUACCGUCCACGCCUUCUCUUUGCUGGGAAAAUAGGCCAAGGACAGUCUGUCCAUCUUGCUCCUGCUAUCAUGCAACACCUAGAGCAAAUGCCUGUUUAUGUAAUUGAUUUACCAUCACUGUAUGCUGCUAGUAACAGGACACCUGAAGAAUCUUGCACACAGAUAUUCUGUGAAGCCAAGAGAACAAGCCCUAGUAUAUUGUAUUUUCCACACAUCAAUUAUUUGUGGAGUGUUUCGAGUGAAACAUUGAAAGCUACGUUUUUAACAAUGGUCGAUGAUUUAGAUCCUUGUUUACCAAUCCUACUUUUAGCCACCAGUGAAGUUCCUUAUGAUUUUCUUGAUGAUGAUUUGAAAGAACUGUUUGAUGAUCUAGCAGCUGAGGUUAUGCAUAUGAGUAAUCCAACAGAACAAGAACGGCGAGAAUUCUUUUCAGAUUUGUUGCUGAAUCAAGCUGUCAAACCACCAGUCAAUAAAAGGCAAAGAACUCGAGUCUUAGAAGAAUUACCACGUGCACCACCCCCUGUUCCUCGCAAACUAACAGAAACUGAAUUGGCAAAACUUAAAAGCCAUGAAGAAGCAACUCUAAGAGAGCUAAGACUCUUCUUAAGAGAUAUAUGGAAUAAGCUUGCUAAAUGUCGCAAAUUUGCUAUCUUUAUGCGACCAGUUGAUAUUGAGGAUGUUCCAGAUUAUUAUGAUAUUGUGAAGGAACCAAUGGAUUUGAAUUCAAUGCUUAAAAAAAUUGACAAUGAAAUGUAUCCGACUGCUCAAGAGUUUUUGGAUGAUAUUGACUUAAUAUGGCGCAAUGCUUUGGAAUAUAAUCCAGACAGUGAUAGUACAGGAAAGGCUAUUCGUCACCGAGUUUGUGCCCUGAAAGAUAUGGCGUAUGCUGUGGUGAAUUCUGAACUUAAUCCAGAAUUUGCUAAAAUGUGCCAAGAUAUUGUUAACUCCAGAAAGAGAAGAGGUGAAGUUAAUAAGGUUACUAAUAUUUUCUCACUUCAACCAGAACGACCAGAUACUCCUCCUGUAACUCAGCCAGUUGCUACUUCCUCUAACAUAAAUAGCCAGGUAAAUGCUCUCCCUUCAGAUUACCCUACGAGAUUCAGUCGGAGGGUAAGAGGAAUGGAUGCAGAAUCUCAGGCACCCCUUGAAGUUGUGGAGAAAAUAUUUUGUCAAUCAAAAUCCCCAUCAAAAUCUAAGUCAUACCGAUCAAAUUCCUCCUCUAAAUCUCAGGUUACCUCAACUGAGGUAGAAAGUGUAGAAUGUUUCUCUGAGGAUCAGCUUCAAAAUUCUGACCAAUCUUCACCUGUAAAUAAAUCAAAACCAGGGCGUAAGUUACGCUUAAGAAGAAGGCGUUCAUCUGCUAGCAGCCGACAUGUCAAAAAUGGACACUCUGGAGAUGAUGAAGUUUCUGGUUCAGAAGAAGAACAGUGUACAAAAAGUAGGAGUCAUUCAAGUGAAUUGAAUAAUGAAACCCCAUCCACUUCAAAAAACCAUACAAAUUCAGAAAUGGCUACCUCUGGAUCUGCAACUGUUUCAUCAUCUUCCACCAUGCAAAAUUACCCAUACCGAACACGGGGACACGAUCAAGCUUCUCCUGGGAGGGCCGAACAGCAACAAUCCAGUGCUAUCACUGCCAAUACUACUACAACUAAUAAUAGCGCUGCCAAUGGUUCCAACACUUCUUUAUUGUCAUCAUCGUCAUCAUCAUCAUCAUCGUCAUCAGCUAGUACAUCAAAUGUGACAACCUCAGUUUUGCUGUCAUCAACUGUAACCUCCACUAGUGUGCCUACCUCACACACCACUGCCAAUACAACGAGGAAUGGUCUUGAUAGUGGAAUUGGGAGUGCAAUAGAGAGCAAUGGAGAAUCCUUGGAUAGUCUGGAUCAAGCCAAAACUGAUAAUGCUCCAACUAACUCCCAAACUACAGAACAAGAAAAAGGUGCUGCACCAGAACUUGCUGAUAUCAGCCCACUGCCAGUUGAAAAUCAGGAAACUGAAGGUGAAUCAGCCACAUUCCAGAUAUCGAUGGUUGGAGAAGAUUCUUCUGGCAAUAACAAUGAUAUGGAAGCAGCCAACACUACUUAUAAUAAAGGACUGAUGUCGAAACUUUUGGACCAAGUUGUCACUCAGACUAAAGGCUAUACUGUGGAACGUUUAGAGAAACUUUACAGUGUAUUCAGUCAAUGCAUUUAUCAGCAAAGGAACAAUCCUGACAAAGUUGAUCUCUGUGUUAAUAUGGAACAAAAACUGGUGCAAUACACAUCCCAACACCGUGCCCGUGUCCGGCCCUCUGUAAAUAUCACUUGAAUUAUCAAAGUUUUACUCUGCAGGGUUGAAAAGAAAUUGUCUUUUUUUUUUUCUAAAUAAAAGUUGGGUAGGGUUUUACAUUAAGAUACCAUUCAUCAACC
Molecule: messenger RNA, 5718 nt
Organism: Octopus bimaculoides (California two-spot octopus)
Lineage: Eukaryota; Metazoa; Mollusca; Cephalopoda; Octopoda; Octopodidae
Product: ATPase family AAA domain-containing protein 2
Biological process (GO): nucleosome disassembly; nucleosome assembly; transcription initiation-coupled chromatin remodeling
Cellular component (GO): nucleus
Molecular function (GO): chromatin binding; histone binding; ATP binding
Source: RefSeq, a predicted model, not a curated record